Eruca vesicaria subsp. sativa (arugula) is the source of this 180-nucleotide messenger RNA. The record is from the annotation of a GenBank genome assembly. NCBI's taxonomy places the organism in Eukaryota, Viridiplantae, Streptophyta, Magnoliopsida, Brassicales, Brassicaceae.
AUGGAAGAUUCAAGUUGCGCCACGAAGAAUCAGAUUAGAUCGUCGGGAUUCUCAACGUCGCAGGAGAGGAAGAGACGUCGGCUCUCGGAGGAAGUUGUUGGGAACUCUACGGAUCUAUCGCUGUUACAGUCGUUGAAAACAGUGGAGGAAUCAUCGGAAAAAAGUAAAUUAAGGAAGUAA